Molecule: messenger RNA, 2226 nt
Organism: Carcharodon carcharias (great white shark)
Lineage: Eukaryota; Metazoa; Chordata; Chondrichthyes; Lamniformes; Lamnidae
Product: zinc finger protein 239-like
Exons: 2
Coding region: 484-1305 (273 amino acids)
Biological process (GO): regulation of transcription by RNA polymerase II; central nervous system development
Cellular component (GO): nucleus
Molecular function (GO): RNA polymerase II cis-regulatory region sequence-specific DNA binding; DNA-binding transcription factor activity, RNA polymerase II-specific
Source: RefSeq, a predicted model, not a curated record
GUUGUUUGAAGAAGUUGGACAAUGAGUUUGCUGACUUGCUCAUUACUGUCCAGCAAAGCUGCUACUCCUCUCGUUCUCUCUGAAUGAAAGUCCAGCUUCACAGACGUUAAAACACCCUCCUCCGUGCAACAUCUUUGAGACAUUAGAAGGGGAGGAUUUGCAGACAGAUUAUCAAACCAAAGAUCACAUCAGAAUCUGACAGUCACCUGAUUCAUUGGAAGCAGAAAUGUUUGCCUGUUCUGUGUGCUUCAAAAGGUUUUAAACUGAAGUGUGACCGGAAAAGCACCAACACACACACACACACACACACACACACACACAUGACUGUGAGUGUUCCAGUGCACUAACAGUGGAAGGAGCUUUAACUAGUUACAAAGCCUGAAAAAACACACCAUUCAUAGCGGAGAGCGACCAUACUCAUGUGUGUGUGGACAAGUUUUCAACUGAGCGACAAACCUGGGGAGAUACAAGGACACCCUCACCAUGGAGAAACCAUGGAAAUGUUGGGAGUGUGCGACGGGAUUCCGUACUCCGUCUGCACUGGAAAUUCAUCGACGGAUUCACACCGGAGAGAAGCCGUUCAUCUGCUCCAUGUGUGGAAAGGGAUUCACACACUCAUCCCACCUGUUUACACAUCAGCAAGUUCACACUGGGGAGAGGCCAUUCACCUGCACUGAGUGUGGGAAGGGAUUCACUUGCUCAUCCCACCUGCAGACACACCAGCAAGUUCACGCCGGGGAGAGGCCAUUCACCUGCUCUGUGUGUGGGAAGGGAUUCAGUGAAUCAUCCACCCUGCAGAGUCACCGUGCAGUUCAUACUGGGGAGAGGCCAUUCAUCUGCUCUGUGCGCAAGAAGGGAUUCACUCGGUUAACCAACAUGCUGCGACACCAGAUGGCUCACACUGAAGAGAGGCCAUUUACCUGCUCCGUGUGUGGGAAGGGAUUCACUCAGUCGACCAGUCUACGGACACACCGACAUGUUCACACUGGAGAGAGGCCAUUCAGCUGCAAGAAGUGUGGGAAGGGAUUCACACACUCAUCCAGCCUGUGGAAGCACCAGCGAUUUCACACCGGGGAGAGGCCAUUCACCUGCUGUCUGUGUGAGAAAGGAUUCAGUGAGUCAUCCCACCUGCUGAGACAUCAGCGAGUUCACACCAGGGAGAGGCCAUUCACCUGCUCUGAAUGUACGAAGGUAUUCGCUGAUUCAUCCAGCCUGCGAAGGCACCAGCGAGCUCACACAGAGGAGAGAGACUGUUCAUCUGUUCUGAGUGUGGGAAAGGAUUCACUGAGUCAGCCAACUGGCUGAGAUCCCAUGGCAGUCACACUGAUUAGAGACAUUUUAGAUACUCCAACUGCACGUGUUAAUUGUAUCAAUGGAGGUUAAGUAUAUUCAGAUGGAGGGCCUGUUUGGAUGGUUACAUGAGUGCAAAGACAGAGACACUUACUGACAGAGCGUGGAGUGGAGUUAGGAGGUUAAUGUUUCAUUCGGUGAAUAAAUCUAUACCAAGUAAGGAUUGAUUCCAGUUUCUUCCUUCACCAUAAGGCUGUCAGGAUUAUAACAUGAUAACUGAGAAUGAUUGUCUAAUGGUAAAGUUUGGCAACUCAAAGAAAAUAAGAUUUCAGAUAGAGGCUUACAAUCCUAGCAGUUUUAGCGAAGAAUGGCUGAAAGCAAGUGGAAAUUCUCAGGGCCUGAUUAGUUGUUGAUGUUCUCAGAGUCUGAGCCAUACAACCAGUGGAAGAAUGAAGUAGAUAUUUGGACAUGGGUUACGUCCCAACCAAGGAGGAAACAAAGUCUGGCCUUGGCAUUGCCACUUCCUAACUAAAGUAAAAUCAGAAGCAGAAGUAUUUUGUGAGCUAGAUACCCGUCAGUUGGAUACUAAUGAAGGUUUGGCUCUUCUAUUAGGGUUCAUUGAAGAAAUUUACAAGAAAGAUGAUCAAAUUGGAUGCCAAUGAAGCAUAGUCAGACUUGGACAGAUUUCGAAUGAGGUUGAAAGCAUCUUUAGCAGAUCUGGAUUGGAACAGCACUGGAAUGACACUGGGAACAAUUAACAGGUGUUAGGUCUGACUCAAAAUAUGAUGAUCAUUUUGCCACUGGACACAGAGCGAGAUAAGGCAACUAACUUUUUGGAAAGUCAGUGGAUCUGCAGCCUACUCAAUCAGGACAUUAUCGUAUCCCCUUAACAAUACCUGAUGUUUCUAAUCAGAGUAUUUAAGAAGGAUUAAUGGA